Molecule: messenger RNA, 963 nt
Organism: Oikopleura dioica
Lineage: Eukaryota; Metazoa; Chordata; Appendicularia; Copelata; Oikopleuridae
Source: the annotation of a GenBank genome assembly
AUGUUCGUUAUUCAGAUAGAGGCUUUGACGGGUCAGCUGUAUGAACUGCGAUGCAGUUCAUCUGACAGCGUGUGGAGCGUAAAAGCCCGUCUCUCGCGCUCCGAAGGAAUUCUUAUCAGCCAGCAGCAUUUGAUUUUCGCCGGGCGCGAACUCAAGGAUUCAGAGACGCUUAACGAUAUCGGAGUAAAGAAAAUGAGCAAAAUAAGACUCGUUGUUUCAAUGAGAGGAGGACCUAUUAAUACCAGACUGGUGGAUGAAGAGCCAGAUGAUAAUUGUGUGCCGGUUGAUGAACUCACAGAAACAGAGAACGCAUUCGCUGUACUAUUCGUCAAAGACGGAGAGAAAGUUAACUUCGUGAGAGUCAGUGUUACAAAUGACGAAACCGCAACAACUUCCACUCCCUUCGAACAACCGCAACAAGCAACUGUCUCUAACUCAAAUCCAGAUUCUAUGCGGGCGCUUGAGAAUCGGAGAACAUAUCAGAAAAUGCAAAUGUUGCGUUCAAAGAUGAAAAAUCGUCGUUCUGAAAAGCAUGGUCUUCCUUCUUUGGCUUUUCCGCGUGAGGCGCAGAAAGCAGAAAAGCUCACUUCUUUGCCGCCGAUUUAUCCACCCGUUAUGCCCGUUUCCAACAUUCAUUCCCAAUUCUUGAGGCGUUACGGACUCGCUCCUAGUCGCGUUGAUCCCGACACGACUGGAGGCGAGUCUGGUGCUUUGAAUUUGAAGCCCUCUCCUCCAUUGAUCCCAGAACCGCCGCCACCGAAAGCACAUCGGCCACGAUGUGCCAAAUGUGGCAAGCGCCUUGCCUUGCACGAGCAGUAUCAGUGCAAGUGUGGACUGCAGUAUUGUUCGAAACAUCGUUACGCCGAAGAACAUGCUUGUAAAUUCGACUACGAAAAGGAAAACAAGCAGCGUUUAGCCGCCGCAAACGCCGCAUUCAACGGACCCCGGCUGCCGAAAAUCUAA